Molecule: messenger RNA, 1671 nt
Organism: Diaporthe batatas
Lineage: Eukaryota; Fungi; Ascomycota; Sordariomycetes; Diaporthales; Diaporthaceae
Exons: 2
Coding region: 1-1671 (556 amino acids)
Source: RefSeq, a predicted model, not a curated record
AUGGACGCCACGAUGGACGACGCUGGCACAACGCUGCCGACAGCCGAGCUCACUUCAGAGCAGAGCGGCAUGACAGACAUCGGCAUGCAGGUGAUUGAAAUCGACUCUUUGAAUGAAACUGUCAGAAUGGAGCUGCGCAAGUCUGAGAUGAACAACGAUGAAACGACAACCCUGGCGCUCAAAUCACUCCUUCCAAGGCUGACUGGCCUUCAGAGCAGCCUACGCAAGCAUUUCGACACGCUUGCUAACCCUCUGAUUCGAAAGCUUCACAUUUUCAGUCUGCCUGAGGAGAUUCUAGUGAUGAUUUGCAAGGAAGUGAGAGGCGACAUCCAACCUGUACGGUUCGUUCGUGCUGUCGCCAAUUUCAAAGACAUCAAGAGUCUUCGUUUAACCUGUCGACGCUUCUGCGGCUCCAGUUCUCAUCUGCUCAUUCACGAGCUCAGUGUAUCACUGACAGAAUCGUCACUCAAACGUCUUCACGAAGUCUCCCUACACCCUGCUAUCUCCAAGGGUGUGCGAAAUCUGCGCAUCUGUGUUGCCCUUCAAAACCCUGCUUCCCCAACAAGCCUGACAAACUUUAUCCACCAAGUUUAUAGGAAACUGAAGAAGGACUAUCAAGCAAGCCUCCUUAAUAUGGUUAAUCACCUGUAUCUUUUCGACGCUGAUGCUGAUUCCAUAGGGAGCAGUUGGAGGCCGGGGUAUGGGCCUCCGAGUUCGUUCUACACAGACCGGUCUAUCAACAAUCUAAGAGAGCACAAGGAAGCUUUGUUGUCAUGCGACAACUACUUGCGAACCAGAGCCUUCUCGUCUAGCGAUGAUGAAGUUAUGAACUCCUUGCUCAAGGUCCACAAAAAGUGCAUCCAGCUUCGCCUAGAUCAGGAGAGGCUGCUUCACUCUGACUUUGCCGCAUUUGCCGCAAGGGUCGCCACAGCAGUGAAGAGGAUGCCCACGAUAACGGAUUGCUUCAUCACUGACCUCCCUGACGAGUUUGAAAAACAGGAGUGGGACGAAACUCUUCAAAGCAAACGCUACUUCAGUGGUAUCCAAGAAGAGUUGCUUGAACCCAAGUUCUGUGAGGUAUCUGAGGCGACUUCGUUGCUAAAACGACCGCUACUCUACCAAUUGCCGGUCGCAGUUGCCCGAGGAGGGAAUCGCCUUACGAAAUUGGAAAUGUUCCUAUGUUCGAAAAAAACACAAAAGGUGGCACUUGGCGAGCAACAUAUCAGGGAACUGGGUGGCGUGGCUGAACACUUGGAGGAACUGUGGGUUACAUGUACUGUGGCCAUGCGAGAUAUUCAUACUGAGCGCAGGGCGGGGGAUCCGGCCACCCUAACCGAGAUGAUGUCCCUACUUUUGCCCAGCAAGAAGCUCAGGUCCGUGAGUCUUUGUUUCCGGAGAGAGGGGGGCGGGCCUCAGCGGUACGAGGCCCACAGUGCUGGGCCGUUGCUCGCGUUGCUUCCUUGGGCCAACCUCAGACGCAUAUCGUUGCAGGGCAUCUCCAUCAACUACAAGGAGUUCAGGGGGUACCUCGAGAAACUGCAGCCCGGGGCUGUCAUCAUGCUGUCGUGUGUGCACCUCCUGAGCGGCCAUUGGGCCGACCUGCUUGAUGUGCUUCGAGAGAAGGCCAACUCCGAGUCAUAUGCGGUUCGAAGUGAUGACCAGGGAGCAUAG